This is a messenger RNA of Plenodomus lingam JN3, 1014 nucleotides long. The record is from RefSeq and is a predicted model, not a curated record. NCBI's taxonomy places the organism in Eukaryota, Fungi, Ascomycota, Dothideomycetes, Pleosporales, Leptosphaeriaceae.
AUGCACCUGCCUUCCACGCCUCACCCUCCCAAAGCAAUCCGCACCUACUCUGGCUCGCGUCACACCUCCCGUCCAGGCUCUGGCUUCAAUACCCCCCGCUCUUUUGCCAUGAAUGGCCAAGCCAACGUCUCUGCCCUGUCAGCUGGUCUGGCAGGCAGGAGUGAGCAAUUGCCCUCAACUGACGACUUCUCUUUUUCAGCCAUUUUGCGAGCCGUCGAUCCAGAGAUUAGGGAUGCCAUUGAUGCCAUUGCCGAGAUAUGUGCACGCAGUAGAUUGAGCAUGGCUGACGAGUAUGAUGCACACCUCCCUCCGCAAGGCGAGAUCACAAGUACAGGACCAGGUUGGGCGGCCAGCACAGGUGCUCUUGUGGGGCGAGGUCGCCUGAACAGAGUCAGUCAGGGCUGGACUGCGGCAGACAACACGCUCAUGGCUGUACCCGAAGCCAGUAGCUCGAGCGAGAGGUUGGCGCAAGAGAGCAAAACUCACAGCGGUAAGAAGAGGAGCCAGUCUGCGUAUGGCAGUCUCAAGAGCGUCAUCAGCGGUAGCAGUGGAAAGAGAAAGGCGCUUGACGGCGACACUUUCCGAGACGUUCAGGCCGGUGGUUCCUCGCGGGCAGGAGCACAUGCCAAGCAAGGCCCUGCGUGGGCAGUCAACGCCUCUGCCUCGUCAUCCUCACAACCAGCCAUCACGCUCGUCACAUCACCCACACCAUCCAAGCAGCUCAGUCUCGACACAACAUCAGCGCCCAGUGCCGCCGACGAAAGCAGGCCUCGCACAGCAGUACCACCGAGAAACUCGACGCAUCGACGAGGUCCGUCUGCCAUGAGUCUACCAGCCUCAGGGAGGCGCUCCAGAACUCUCUCCACUAUAUCCUCAUGGCUCCCGUGGCCUCGGCCCUCGGAUCUAAGCGAGAACGGCCAUCACGACUUGACAAAAGCGGAAACGCGGCUGCGGGAGAUGCUUCUAUCCAACCAGGGCCUGGGAAAAGGUAAAUCGGUAGUGAGUGUGGUGUGA